GAAGUGAGGGUAGGACCAUGGCGUAAACUCUUCCACCCAGACAGGUUGAUCACAGGAUACGAGGAUGCCUCAAACAACUUUGCCAGAGGUUUCUUCACCGCGGGAAAGCAGAUACUUGGAAGACUUUUCGAUGAGUUUAGACGCACAAUGGAGGCCUGUGACUUUGUCCAGGGCAUCCUCUUCUUCAAGAGCCUUGGUGGAGGCACGGGAGCCGGUCUAAGUGCAGCUAUGUUAGACCUCAUGAGUGAUUACCGAAAGGUCACUAAAGUCGAGGUGCCCAUCUACCCCUCACCUUCAAUAUCUACCUCCAUCACGGAGCCCUACAACAGUGUUUUGGGUGAACAUUUUUCGAUAGAAGACUACAAUUUGGCCCUGCUGAUGGACAACGAGGCCCUCUACGACAUUUGCACCCGCUACCUUCCCACGACUAAUACAACCUACAACGGACUGAACCGAAUCCUUUCUGUUGUUAUUAGUUCAAUCACGGCAAGUGUGCGGUUUCAGAACGUCCUGGGCGGUGAUUUCAAUGUGGUACAAACCAACCUCAUUCCCUAUCCCCGUAUCCACUUCCCGCUGAUCAACUUUGCCCCCUGUAUCUGUAACGAGAGCAAGCACUUUGAUGAGGCGACCACACGCAGCAUCAGUAGACAGGUGUUUGAGCGUGCGAACCAACUCAUAAAGGUGGAUCCGGCUUUUGGCAAGUACAUGUCCUGUACCCUGCUGUACCGCGGCGAUGUGGAUCCCGGUCAGGUGUACUACGCUGUGAUGGAGCUGAAGACAGUCAAAUGUGUGGAUUUUGUUGACUGGUGUCCGACCGGCUUCAAGGUGGGCAUCGCACGAGAGCCCCCGGUCUGCCGCAUUGAGAGUGGCAUCGCCCAGACUUCUCGUAAUGUAGUCAUGCUGGCAAACAAUUCUGCUGUCAGUCAGGCCUGGGAACGUAUGCUGCGAAAGUACCAUCUCCUCUACUGCCAACGCGCCUUCCUGCAUUGGUAUCUUUGCGAGGGCAUGGAGAAGGCGGAAUUUGUCGAUGCCUACGCAAACAUCUCGUCUCUGGUGAAGGACUAUGAAGAAGUGACCACAGGCUGUUGA
Dibothriocephalus latus is the source of this 1089-nucleotide messenger RNA. NCBI's taxonomy places the organism in Eukaryota, Metazoa, Platyhelminthes, Cestoda, Diphyllobothriidea, Diphyllobothriidae. The record is from the annotation of a GenBank genome assembly.